Dreissena polymorpha is the source of this 1736-nucleotide messenger RNA. RefSeq lists its product as uncharacterized. The record is from RefSeq and is a predicted model, not a curated record. The coding region runs from base 1329 to 1736 and encodes 135 amino acids. The transcript is spliced from 4 exons. NCBI's taxonomy places the organism in Eukaryota, Metazoa, Mollusca, Bivalvia, Myida, Dreissenidae.
UGGUGAUAUAACAGAAUCAUAGGUUUGCAAGACUUCUUUAAGGUGAAAAGAUCCAAAUGAAAAUUUGUUUCCUAUAAAAAGCAUGCUUUUCUAGCUAGUGCUGACAGCUUAAUUUUGGCAGCUGAUUUAUAUGGCUUCGGUGUGAAUAGUAUGACCAUGUAUUUGUAUACUAAUGUUGUAUAUAUUAAAUUUCUGUUAAAAUGCAAUUUCACUUAAAAACGUAUCGACCUACACAUUCUUAAUUUAAAUGAACGUGUGCAUCCUAUUGGCCAUUAAAUCAGCAGAAAGUGUACACAUUACUUCAGAAAAAUAAUUUGUAACACAAAUUCCAGUUUUGACUUUUGUCCUUAAGAUGUGCAUAUUUAUCUAUAUAAUAAAGAUUAUCGAUAAACAUAAUUACCCUUGUUUUGCACCGAUCGGACAUAAAAACGGAAUAGAUAUAGUGUUUGGGCUCGUGCGUAUAUAAUAUCUCAGUUUCGCAUGCAUAUAGUUCAAUGCUGCGAGAAAGGUACCUUGAAUCAUUUUACCUUUAAAAUGUGUUAAUACAUUACAAUUGAUCAAUUAAUCUAAGGCUUUAAAAUACAUAUAUUACACAAAGAAUCUUUCACCUGGUGUUGAUAAAUAUAUUUAAACCAUGCUCUGCAUAAUAAACAUGCUAACGACCACGGAAUAGCCUACUCUCAAGCCAACCUGCUGGUCUUCAAUACACGCGGUUUCUUUCGCUAAUCUAGAUAACCUAGUAAACGGAAAGUUUACGGACAUUAGUUUAACGAUAUGAGUAAUAGUAUAUUGAUAUUCAAGUAAACGGUCUAAGCAAUAUUUGAAUAUCUAACAAACAAACGAUAACUGAAUGUUAAAAUAAAUAUCGCAAUAAGUAAGUAUUUACACGAAUCUUUGCGCGUACGCUGACUAGUUUACGUUUUCGAGAAACUUAUAUGGCUAAAGACGAUAUAAAAGUGUUGAAAGCGAUAACUAUCGCACGACUUAUGUAGUUAACGUAUGCAACUAUAUAGGAGCACAACCAUUAAUCAAAUUAUCAUUUAAAACAAUUCAAUACCUCUAAAUUGCCACAUAUAACGUAUAUAUUUAAAUCAUUUGUAUACUUCUUAAGUUCGUUUAUAUCCAAAUGUUUAUAUGUAUAUGUACACUGUUAUUUUUUUUAAUUGAACCUCGACCCGAUCCUUAUUCGAUCUAUUCCUCCUUACCUACCAGCUGUCAACCGUUGUCACUUUGCGCGCCACCGAGGUUCCUGCAUUGUCACCGUUAUAUUGCCUCUCGUUUCGACCUGAACUGCAUUUCGAUCUGAUAUCUGGCACCCGGGUGACAACAUGUCCGGCCUACUUCGUUUAUCACCUGGUUAUCUCCGCCAAAACCGUACAAGGUUGGAGAAAAUGGAAGACGAACAUGAAACGAUCAAAAGGACGGUUGAUUGUCUGUCGGGUACGCCGGCAUUACCUCGUGAAACAGGAACAAGGGACAAGGUACUUGUUGCCAGUUCGAAACUCAGUCAUGCUGUUAGAAGAGCUUGUGUUAAUUUUGAUACAUCGAGGCAUUCGAACAAGAGACGGGAUCAACACCUGGUCACAUUCUUGCAGAUUCCAGAGCACUUUCCCGCCUUGUCUAUCCGGAUAUCGCAAGUACUUGAUGAUAUUGGAGCUGGUAAAUGCACUGUAAUGAAGCGGAGAGUAACAUACUUGCGGAGGGAGCGCAUGGAUACGCUUAUUGAACAUCUAUAA